Dermacentor albipictus is the source of this 348-nucleotide messenger RNA. Its product is annotated as helix-loop-helix protein 1-like. The record is from RefSeq and is a predicted model, not a curated record. Gene Ontology annotation, molecular function: DNA-binding transcription factor activity, RNA polymerase II-specific; protein dimerization activity; RNA polymerase II cis-regulatory region sequence-specific DNA binding. Lineage: Eukaryota; Metazoa; Arthropoda; Arachnida; Ixodida; Ixodidae. Gene Ontology annotation, biological process: regulation of transcription by RNA polymerase II.
CGGGAGCCGUGCCUGCUGCGGGUGGCGCGGGCCAUGUUCGUGUGCGCCCAGCAGCCGUGUCCGAACCGGCGCUGCUGCGGCGGUUCGGCGAGCCCGGCGUGUCCCGACCACCAGGCGCUGACGUCGCUCAGCCGCGAGGACCGGCGCCGGAGACGCCGGGCCACGCAGAAGUACCGGCUGGCGCACGCCACCCGGGAGCGCAUCCGCGUCGAGGCCUUCAACGUGGCGUUCGCGCAGCUGCGCCGGCUGCUGCCCACCCUGCCGCCCGACAAGAAGCUGUCCAAGAUCGAGAUCCUGCGCCUGGCCAUCUGCUACAUCUCCUACCUCAACCACGUGCUGGACGUCUGA